UCUAUCAUAUAUCAUAUUAUUAAGUAAUAACAUGGUACGUUUGAUCCUCAUGCAUCCAUCCAACAAUCAACUAGGCGAUCAUGUCUUCACUAUACCCAUCGGAAUCGGCCUAUUUGUCAUGGUGUCUGUUGUAGUCGCUCUAUGUGCUAACCAUGCAAGGCGAGGUUCGAGAAAAGAAGAAAGUAAAGGUAGUAGCAUUAGCAGCAGUAGUACUAGUAAUAGUAAUAUCGAUAAAUCAUUUGGCUCAACCGAGGAAGAUCAUUUUCAAGAAAAGAUCCCACCAAGAUCCCCGUUAAGGUCUACUAAACAACUUAUUAAUACCAUAAGUAAUAAGGCGAUAAACACGUUUGUAAUGAAUCAUAAAAGAGGUGGUGGUGGUGAUCGUGGUGAUGAUAAAGUUGUAGAGGAAGGAUUUGGACAGGGUGGUUUGUGGCAAAAGGAAAUUUUGAUGGGUGUAAAGUGUCAACCACCGGAGUUUUCGGGUGUUAUAUAUUAUGAUUAUGAUGGUCAUCAAGUUCCCGAGUUUCCUCCAAGGUCACCAAGAGUUGUUCUGUCGCGUGAUUUUACUUUUCCGGUGAUUAAAAGUUCGGUUUAGGCUAUAUCCGGCCAUUUUGAUUCUAAAACAUGUAUAUUUUUGUUUCUACACUUUAUUGUAUAUGCAAUUUGAUAUAAGGAAAUUUCAUAGUAGUAUACUAGUAUAAUGGUCGGUACGCAUUAAGUUUGACCAAUUUUCUAUAGUUACAAGUGAACUCAUUAAUAUUGAGGAAUAAUAGUAUGUACAAAAGAGUUUGCUAAA
Molecule: messenger RNA, 796 nt
Organism: Erigeron canadensis
Lineage: Eukaryota; Viridiplantae; Streptophyta; Magnoliopsida; Asterales; Asteraceae
Exons: 1
Coding region: 32-595 (187 amino acids)
Source: RefSeq, a predicted model, not a curated record